UUUGUGAAUACUUAUAUUCAGUUCUAUUGCUACAAUUUUUUCUUGUCUUUUUUGUUUUUAGUAUUGUGGAUAUUACUCAGUGGUGCAUGCUUAUUCAGAGGAAAGCAGAUGGAUUUCCAGAUGAUUACCCAUACAACAAAUGGACUGGCCCAUUCAGAACCUCACCAACAGAAAUCCAUACAUAUUUCUACUUCCCAUGGAGAAUGUGAAGAGAAAGAAAAAAAAAAUGCUUUUCAAAACUUUGAAACAAAUUUUUCAAACAUAUAUGGGUCAGAUUUGUUGCCAGCUUGGAAUGGUGAGGAAUGCACCAAACAUUUUCUUCAUGAAGUAGUGGAUAUUAUCUUCAGUUAUAUCAAAAAGGCUGUUGACAGAAAGAGCAAAGUGCUUGAUUUCCACCAUCCACAUCAGCUUCUGGAAGGGCUAGAAGGCUUCAAUUUGGAACUCUCUGAUCACCCUGAACCACUGGAGCAAAUUCUUGUAGACUGCAGGGACACCUUGAAAUAUGGGGUUAAAACUGGACAUCCCCGUUAUUUCAACCAACUCUCCAGUGGCCUUGACAUUAUAGGACUUGUUGGAGAAUGGUUGACAGCUACUGCAAAUACAAACAUGUUUACAUAUGAAAUAGCACCAGUAUUCAUCAUAAUGGAGGAGAUCCUGCUGAAGAAAAUGCAGGAAAUCAUUGGAUGGGAAGAAAGAGAAUCAGAUGGCAUAUUUUCUCCAGGGGGAAGCAUAUCAAACCUCUACAGUGUUUUAGUUGCUCGCUAUAAAUACUACCCUGAGAUUAAAACCAAAGGCAUGGCAGCCCUUCCAGAGAUCAUAUUGUUUAUUUCUGAACAUAGUCACUAUUCUAUAAAAAAAGCAGCAGCAGUUGUAGGAAUUGGAGUGGAUAAUGUUAUUGCUAUCAAAUGUGAUGAAAGAGGGAAAAUGAUUCCAUCUGAACUGGAGGAAAAUAUUAUCAAAGUCAAAAGACAGGGAAAAAUACCGCUGUAUGUUAGUGCCACAGCUGGGACAACAGUCUAUGGAGCUUUUGAUCCUCUUGCCAACAUUGCUGACAUUUGUGAAAAACACAAUCUUUGGAUGCAUGUGGAUGCAUCAUGGGGAGGUGGUUUAUUAUUGUCAAGAAAGCAUUCCCAUAAGUUGAGCGGCAUUGAAAGAGCCAACUCUGUUACAUGGAAUCCUCACAAACUGAUGGGUGUUCCGCUACAGUGCUCAGCUUUUUUAGUCCAUGAAAAGGGUCUUCUCCAAGCCUGCAAUCAGCUCUCUGCUGACUAUCUCUUCCAACCAGACAAGGCUUAUGAUACAGUUUAUGACACCGGAGACAAGACAAUCCAGUGUGGCCGACAUGUUGAUGUCUUGAAACUAUGGCUAACGUGGAGAGCUAAAGGCACAGGAGGAUUUGAAAUUCUUAUCAACAAAUUUUUGGAACUUGCAGAAUAUCUUUACAAGGAACUCAAGACAAGAAACAACUAUGAGCUGGUUUUUGAUGCUGAGCCUGAAUUUAGCAAUGUAUGUUUCUGGUAUAUCCCACCAAGUCUUCGACAUAUCCCAAAAGGGCCAGAAAGAGACAAAAGACUUCAUCAGGUUGCUCCAAAAAUGAAAGCAAGGAUGAUGGAAGAAGGCACUACUAUGGUUAGCUACCAACCUUUGGGGGAUAAUGUGAACUUUUUCCGAAUGGUCUUCUCUAAUCCAGCAACCCAAAAAUCAGAUGUUGAUUUCCUCUUGGAAGAAAUUGAAAGGCUUGGGAAGGAUUUGUGAUAAUCUGAAAAAAAAUGUAUUAUUAGUAUUGUGUUGAUUCUCUACAGCAGUGUUUCUCAGUCUUGACAGCUUUAACAUGUGUGUACUUCAACUCCCAGAAUUCCCCAGCCAACCCUCUUGACUAGGCAAUUCUGGAAGCUGAAGUCCACAUCUUAGAGUUGUCAAAGUUGAGGAACACAAAUUGACAAAUUGUGGUUAUUUUUUUUUUCAUCAAAGUGCUGCGCUGUAGUUUUCUUUUGUUCUGCUAUUUGUUGGGGUGAAAUUCAAAGGUUUGAAACAUACUGAGAAGGGAGUUACAGUAGAUCUGAUGAAAUAUACCAUUUUCCAAGAAACUUGUAUUUGUACGUUAAGUGGGUAAAGAAUCUUACAUGUCUUUUUACUCAAAGCAGUGAGCAUUGUUUUUGCAUCGGCUGCAGCCUA
Molecule: messenger RNA, 2175 nt
Organism: Ahaetulla prasina
Lineage: Eukaryota; Metazoa; Chordata; Lepidosauria; Squamata; Colubridae
Product: glutamate decarboxylase 1-like
Exons: 15
Coding region: 109-1755 (548 amino acids)
Biological process (GO): carboxylic acid metabolic process
Cellular component (GO): cytoplasm
Molecular function (GO): pyridoxal phosphate binding; carboxy-lyase activity
Source: RefSeq, a predicted model, not a curated record